Cynara cardunculus var. scolymus (artichoke) is the source of this 810-nucleotide messenger RNA. Its product is annotated as VQ motif-containing protein 4-like. The transcript has a single exon. The coding region runs from base 22 to 648 and encodes 208 amino acids. The record is from RefSeq and is a predicted model, not a curated record. NCBI's taxonomy places the organism in Eukaryota, Viridiplantae, Streptophyta, Magnoliopsida, Asterales, Asteraceae.
GAUAUUUUUCUUUCUCCUAAAAUGGAGAAUUACCCUUCUCCCAACACCUGCUCCGCCACAACCUACCAACCAUCGCCGCCGCCGCCUCCGCCAACUCCCGUCACCAUCUCCGACCCAAACAAUCCAUACCCAACAACCUUCGUCCAAGCCGACACCACCUCCUUCAAAAAAGUCGUUCAAAUGCUUACUGGAUCAUCGGAAACUGUCAAACAAGCCACCACCGCCAAAAACCCGAUCCCACCCAUGAAAACAGGCCUCAACAAAAAACCCUCCAAGCUCUACGAACGGAGGAACAGCCAGAAGAACUUCAAGCUCAGCCCUUUGGUUGCUGGAUUCACAAAUGGCGGUGGGUUCACUGUGUCUCCUCGGAACCCCAACACGCCGGAAAUUCUCUCGCCGAGCCUCCUUGAUUUCACAUCUCUGGUGCUUAGUCCGGUGACACCUCUUAUUGCCGACCCGUUUUAUAAGUCGCCGGUGAACGACGGUAGCCCAAAUUUAGACGUUGAGGCUGAAGAAAAGGCGAUAGCGGAAAAAGGGUUUUAUCUACAUCCGUCGCCGGCGACUACGCCGAGGAGGGAAUUGGAGCCCCGAUUAUUGCCUUUGUUUCCGGUGACGUCACUUAGAUUUUCCGGCGGUUCAAGUUCUUGAAUUAUGAGCUAUUAUUAUUAUUAUUUAAUUAUUUUUUUCUAUUUUCUUAUGUAGUGGUUAAUUAAUAAUAAAUAGGAAGUUUCCAUUGGAUUUUACUCCAAAAUUUCCAGUUUUAUUUUAUAAUUUAAAAAUGGAAUGUUGAAAACGAGCUUUUGAUGGAUC